Messenger RNA from Paramuricea clavata, 10817 nucleotides. The record is from the annotation of a GenBank genome assembly. Lineage: Eukaryota; Metazoa; Cnidaria; Anthozoa; Malacalcyonacea; Plexauridae.
AGGUAUUUGAUCAAUAUUUAAAUUUUAUCUCACUGGAAGAAAAUAUGUUUACGACAAGAUAUCAAGAACGAGAUUCAAUAUCAUAUUAUGGUAAGAAAAUUAUCAGAUGAACCAUCUUUUUCUUGCCAAAGUAAAUUAGUUGGACAUGCAGAUAAAUCAUCUCUCUGUAGCAUAAAUCUGACCAUUUUCAAGCAUUCUUUGUGUUUAAUUUGUUUAGCGUUAAACAGACCCGAUGCUAAAGACACAGACAUUGAAAAUAUUCGUGAUACAGUGGUGGAUAGUCUGUUCUCAUUUUUAGUGACGCUAGGUAUGACGUUUUACCUUAAUACCUUAAGCAAUUCACAAAACAAAAUUAGUUGUGAUACAGUAUGUCGUAACUAUUGCUGGAAUGAUAGGAAACUGUACUGUAUUUGCACCAGUGUAGAAGAAGUUUUAGGUUGUGGAAAUACCAUGUACCGUACAUUUAUUAUAGCAAAGAUUAAUCUAUUUUGCACAUCUUUGAGACGUUGUACUGUAUAAGAUGUAUGCAACGUCUUUGACAAUCAUAUAUUCAGUUAAUAUAUGAUUUCCAAAUGAAAUUGUCAGGUACUGUUCCAGUCAUUCGCUGUCCACGUGGGAAUGCUGCUGAAAUAGUGUCGGAGGUACUGUUUAGUAAAGAAAACUUUUUUGUAUUUUAUUUUGUGAAAUUUCCACUAAUUGAAAUAGUUCUACAUUUAGGCGUUAGACAAGAAACUACGAGAAAAUCUCCGUGACGCUAGGAACAGUUUAUUCGCAGGCGAUAUGAGCACAGGGCAAUUUAGGUAAACAAAGCAACAAAACUUUUCAACUGCAAUGAUUUAAAUAAAACGUGUUCCAAGGCAUUAAAGAAUGGGCAUUUUUUUAGUUUCCAGCGACCUGUGUUAAUAAUAUUGGAUAGAAAUAUUGACCUUUGUACACCAUUACAUCAUACGUGGACGUAUCAGGCGUUGUGUCAUGACGUUUUGGUAAGAGCUUGUUAUGCAUUACUCCGAUAAACACACGUAAAAACGACCAACCUGUUCCCGGUUCAUAUCGACAGGCUUGAACAAGAUUGUGCUGCACCCUCAGAACAAGUUGUUAACAAUGUUGUUACAGUAUUGCUCAGUUGUAACAAUGCUGUAACAACAUUGUUGACAAUUUGUUCUUACUAGGCUGCAGCACAACCUUGUUCAAGCCUGUCGAUUUCAACCGGGAACUGGUUAUUCGUUUUUAUCCGUGUAUAAUGCGUCCAUCGCACCUCAAGAACCAAGACUCAAUUCCUGAAAUAUUCAGUUGCCUGAUUAUAAUUUCACCUCAGUUGCAUGUGAAAAGAAUGGUUUCAGUUUGACUCUACCAAACACUGCAAGUUUCUCAAUGUAUUCCAGUUUCCUCCUGUGGUAACACUGAACCAAAAGGUUAUGGCCGAUGGAGCACAGAUUAGAUUUAGACAAUCGUAAGGAAAAUAAUUGUGGUUGAAUCUCCGGUUGAUUUUGUUAUUGUCAAUGCUUCCUUUCUUCUCAAGGAUCUUCAUUUAAAUCGUGUUGUGAUAAAAGAAAGUGCACCAGACAAUGAAACGACAGAGCAUGGUCAUUCGCGACCAAGACCAACCAAGACUAAAUCAUAUGACAUCAGUGCCACUGAUAACUUCUGGAAUAAUCACAGAGGAAGGUGAGUGGGAUUCACUGUAUAUUUGUCAGUAACAAACAGAAAUACAAGAAAAUUUAACUACUACACGCGUACCCAGGCUCUCUCCUCCACCGUAGACGGGGUUGGGACAUAUGAUGAAAAGAAUGAACAGUAUUCCCUCAUUCUUCAUUCUGCUAACUGUCAGAUCGAUACAUUUGAGAGUUCAGACUUCACUUCCACAACCAUCACCGCUUACCAUUAAGGGACCAUUAACCAAUGCGUACUAAGCUAGUAAGUGGUUGCGGUAAUCAAAAUUUGAAAUUAUGCAUUGAGACGAGAAACUGAAGCCCUAUGCUAACGCGGGAAUUUGUUUCCUGUAGUCCGUUUCCAAACGUUGCUGAAUCGAUCCAGAAAGAGCUGGAUGAGUACAAAGCAUCUGAAGGAGAAGUGAAACGGUUAAAAAAUAUCAUGGUAAUGUCAUGUUUUAUCUCCGAAACUUGUCUAUAAUUGUCCAAAAAUUAAUAAACUAUAUUGUUAUAAAAGGGUUUAGAUGACAGCGAUGAAGGAGCCAUCACGGAUUUAAUGAGCGCGGAUCAUACGUCUAAACUCACGUCAGCUGUAAGGUAUAAAUAUCACUCCUUUUUGUCAAAAGAGUGAAAUGUUUUUUAAUCGCAAAAUCUAACCCUUCAUUGUCCACUUCUGCAGCUCAUUACCAGAAUUACUGGAGAAAAAGAGAUUAAUUGACCAACAUACAAAUAUUGCUACAGCAUUACUGGAUCAAAUUAAGGUAAAUAUUUAACAUUUAAUACGCCUAUUAGUAUGCAGUCUCUGACUGCCCUCUAGUUUAAAAUAGAAUUAUUUUGUUCUCGUAAUCGCGAGCAGUUGUGCUCUUUUUUAUUGCCUUACAGCAACGCCAUCUUGAUACAUAUUUUGAAUCGGAGGAAAAAAUAAUGAGUAAUCAAAGAUUGGUAAGAUUUUCUAGAAAUGUUCAAUCUAAAUUCUCGUUUCAUUGUGUGCUCUGCAUUGUGUGUGUGGUGAGAAGCGAAUAGCUAUAAUUUGAGACGGAAACAAACAGUUUUAUUACCAAAACAAAAACAGUUUUAUUACCAAAGCCAAAAACUGAAAAUUUGAUCAAGCUGCUGUGUUAUGGAAUUCUUUGGAAAACAACCGAAGAGCUAUACUGAAAUAUAGCCACUUUUAAAAGUGAAAUACAGAGGAAAUAUUGAGACGAGUUAGGAACAAAAUAGGUUAAUUAAUUAAUAUUUUAUAUUUUGGAUUUUGUAAUAUAUACUAACUAUCGGAUAAUAAUUUAACUGCACGACCACAUCAGCAAAGAAGCCCACCAAGGGGUUAUGACCGACAGGCGACAUUCCUUAAAAAGAGGCGACAGACUAUCUAAAAAAGAGCGACAAACGACAACUUCUGACUGGGAAAAAGCGACAAAUUGUGAUUUGUGUUAAGAGUCAAAAGUGACAGCGACAUUUAUUACAAUAAAACAAGCAACAAAGCAGCUACAAAACGAAUGACAAGCGACCUGGGUUACACCCUUGGUGGGCCUCAGCAAAUGCUGUAAAUUUUAUCGUGUUUAAAUAAAUGCUUUGAUUGAUUGAUUGAUUGAUUGAUUGAUUGAUUGAUUGAUUGAUUGACUAAAUACUAGAUAAAUUUAUUUUCUGCAGGAUAAAUCUGUUUUAGAAUUUAUACAAGAUCCGGAGGGUACGUGUUGUUAUAGACUGUAUAUAGUCAGUAUUCGUAGACUCUACUUAACGGUAGACGUAUACGAGGGAAUACGAGGGUCCUCUUGCGCAGUGAACUCCGUAUAUAUCUAGAGUGAGAACUCGCUCCAAAGCUUGAAACCAAAGAUGGCGGAAAUUGACGUCCAGUGCCAGUCCCUAUUGUUUUUGUCUGCGCGGUUAGCACAAGGCUGCAACAAGUGCACCAAAAUUUUGUGUGUUGACUUUGAUUUAAACAAUAAUAUACUAUGGUUUUAUGAACUGAUAACUUGAUUAGUGAUACGAUCUGUUAGAAAAAAACUGGAAAUAACUGUUUACGAUCUUCAUAGAUUUUGAACGUCAACUCCGCCAUCUUGGCCGAAUGACUCAAGUUCUUAAUCCAGAUAUAUAUACUUAUUAUAGCUUAAGAUUUUGGUUUACGAAACACAAACAGUGCUCAAUACCAUAUAGAUAGAGCGUAAUAUAGUUUUUCGUUUUACCUCAAAAAACCUGAAACAGACUGUUGUGGUUUUUUGAGGUAAAACGAAAAACUAUAUACUUAUUAUAUGGAUAGUGGUGUUUUACUGGAAACUAAAACACUGGUAGAACUCAUACGUCACUACAUCCGGGACCAGGUGCGCGUAUUUUCCGUAUUUCACCCCUGCUAGUGACCAUCUAUGUUAGUGACAUACGAAGUUCGAAAAUUUCCCGCCAUUUUCAUUGUUGUUGUUUUGAAAACACAAAUGGUCUUUGGUUCGUAUUUAAAACGAAAUUAACGUUGGAAAUGAAACGAAAACAUUUAAAAGACAUCUUGAGAUAAGUAAAAUUUAUUCUAGUUUUAUGUUUGCACUAUAAUUACUAAAAAUAUCGCUUCUACACUGGUCUUUCGCGUGCUUAUUUACAUGUUGCCUUUGUGUGUAUUUUUGUCACCCUGAAUAAGUCCAUAUAAUAAACAGAACAUUAAACGGUUGCGAGAAGAUAUGGAUUUAUGUUCUCGUGUCAAAAACAAUAUCUCACUCGUGAGAUAUUGUUUUUGCCACUCGAACAUAAAAUUCAUAUCUCUUCGCAACCGUCUAAUAUCCUAUAUAUAUAUAUAUAUAUAUAUAUAUAUAUAUAUAUAUAUAUAUAUAUAUAUAUAUAUAUAUAUAUAUAUAUAUAUAUAUAUAUAUAUAUAUAUAUAUAUAUAUAUAUGUUUUCAUUGUUCGUAAAUUGCAAUUCAGGCUCACGCUUUGGGCUUUAGCUGACGUCAGAUGCACAAAGGCGAGGCUCCUAUAGCCAAAUUGACUUACUUUCCGGAAGGGUAUAUUCUAUAAUGUCAGCCAACAUGUUUGAAAUGUCAUUGUUCUUUUAAAUGCUCAGUUAGUUGCAAAACAUUUUAUUUCUUUCAGCUGGCACUCCGGAAGAUAAACUAAGAUUAUUUAUAAUAUUUUAUAUUUCUGGACCAACUAUGUCCGCUGUAAGUAUGUUAGAUUGUUCUUUGGUCCUGUUGAACUUGUGCAGUAUGUACCGCCGGCUAUCACGUGACUGUAAUAUUACCAUUAAUGAUACUUUUAUUACGUUUAGGCUGAAUUUGACCAAUAUUCCUCGGCACUACAAGACGCUGGAGCUGACCUCAGUGCAUUGAAUUAUAUCAAGAAAUGGAAGUAAGAACAAUUUGGAAUUUUUAAGAAAACUUAUUAAAGUCCUUCUUAACAAAGCAAAUAAUGAAUUUACUUAAAAUAAUUUUUCUAGAGCGUUCACCAAAAUGACCACAGGACCUGUUCAGUCGGGGGGUGGAGGACAAAAUACAUAUAGGUAAUUCUCCAUUUCUUUUUGUUUUUCACAUUUUAUUUUUCGAAAUCCAUAAAUCUUUUUUGAUAUUGUCAACUGAACGACAAAACUCGAAGCUUUCAAUUUUGCUUUCUAGUGCUAUGUUUUCCAAAAUUAUUGGCACUAGUUCUCAAUUUGUUAUGGAAGGUGUCAAGAACUUAGUCGUUGGAAAUAAGGUAUUCAUUUGAGUAAUAUUAUAACCAUUGCCCGGAAAGUGUCUAUUUUUUCACCUACUGUAUUUUUGAAGAAAUUAUGUUUUACAUUAUAUUAUUUCAUUUUAGAAUCUGCCUGUAACGAGAAUUGUUGAUUCCAUUAUGGAAAUCAAAUCAACAGCGGUAAGUUUUGUUUUUGGUAAUUUACAGUUUACCUACCCUUUAUUUUGAUUCACGAAGCCAUUGGGUUCAUUAAUGGGAACAAAUUCUUGUUACUGUUAGCCUGAAUAAAACAACGUUAGGAUAUUUCCGGCGAAGGCUUGAUCAGACAGCUAAAUAGAUAACCCAAUAACCCAUGAAAUCUUGUUUUUCAGGAUGUAGACGAUUACAGACACUUCGAUCCAAAAAUGCUCAGAACCACUGACAGGUUUGUUUUAACAUUUAUCUUUUUUUGCUUGAUUACUGUUUGCCAUGAUUUUUUUUGUAAUAAUUUUUACUUCUUUUCAGUUCCUCCAUCCCUCGAAAUAAGACGCCAUUUCAAGAGGUGUGAACGUUUUCCGUUAUAUCAUUAUUUUCUUAAGUCUAUGUCAAGGUGGUCGAUGUAAUAAUGUGUGAAUAGAUCUCUACAAUCAGUUAACAGACUGAUUUGCAGACAUCGUACAAAAUACAAGAUAGAUCCAGUAGUUUUUAAUUUGAGACGGAUUACAGUGUUUAACUUUUAGUCCAUUACUUGAAAUAUCUUAACUUUCUUUUCUGCCGUUAUUUUAGGCCAUAGUUUUUGUCGUUGGCGGAGGAAAUUACAUCGAAUACCAGAAUUUGGUUGACUAUGCUAUGGUAGGUUUGAAAACCAUAACGUUUACUGUGUUUUAAUUAUUUUAAAAUGUACAAUAAUGUUUAUUAUUUCACACAUACGUAUAUUUGCUUGCGAAGUUUUGUUGCCAGUACGAGAGACAACGAAGAACCAGGAAAGCCAAAAUCAGCCAAUCAGGUUCAUGCAUUUCUUAAGGCGGGAAAUUUUAGAAAGGAAAAUGUUAUUUUUGUUUUGUUGAAAUUUCGUUGGAGUUUUAUUAAUUGUUAGAACAAGUAGCAUUAAUAAGUAAGGUUGGGAUAACCAAAACAUAAAGUCUAACAUUCUUCUUUUAAUAAAACAUAACGUAGACAACGAAUUUUUAUUUGUUUUGUUUUUAUUAUAGCGCAAUCCUUCGAAUCCAAAAACAAUUGUGUAUGGAGCGAGUGAGAUCUUUAAUGCAUCACAGUUUGUUAAACAGGUAUAAUGAAGACUUAACACACUUUUCUUGGUAGAGAUGCAACUACCGUACCUGAAAAAUAUAAGAAUUUCGACGUAGGGCCUUCGCUCAAAACGUCGAAAUUCUCCUUAUAUUUUUCAGGUAGUUGCAUCCCUAGCAACGAAAGCUUGUUUAUAUUAUUGACACUAUCCAGGGCCGCCGAGAGGGGGGGGGGGGCAAAUUGCCCCGGGCCCCGAGGUGCUGGGGGCCCCUGAAAAAUUUUUGUUGCGCCCCAGUCUUUUUUGUGUGUUAAAUAUUUCCGCGCAAAGGACAAGAUAUCUGUUUUCUUGGGCUAAGUACCGAAAUUUGGCAUAAAAAAAUGAGAUAAAGUCGCUGGAAAGCAAUAGCAACGUACUCGUCUGGAAAAAUUUUUUACUCCGGAAAAAUUUUUUUCCCCUAAAAUGGUACACUGACCGAAAUUUUUUUGGCGACGGGGGGGGGGGGUUGUUAUCCGCCAACCUCUCGGCGGUCUGACACUACCUAACACUGACACAGACACAGACAGUUCAAGAUUAUGAAGACUUUUAAUUCUACAAUACGUAUCUCUCGGUUGAUCUCGAAUAUGUCUGAAGUAUUUUUUUUGUUGUAUUUUUGUAGCUGGCAGUUCUUGGAGGCGAUCCUCAAUCUUAACGGUAUUUAAAACAGUAAUAUAACAUACAGCACCAGAGGUCGGGAAUAUCUGUGCCAACUGAUCUAAAUAUUUGCAACGGAGUGAAGUAGUAGAGUGGAGUAUGGUAAAUCUAUAGAAGUGGGAAAAACACUUGAAUAUGGCUAACCUGCGAUCAGGCCCUCGAUGAUUGCAGGCGUGCUACACAAAUGCAUCAUUGAUGGUGGAGUCCACAGUAUUCCUUCAUUCACUGCAAAAAUUCCCGGAGCAUUUUGACUAAAGAGUUUGAGUAAAAUAUAGUAAUGCGCACAUACUGUGACUCAAAAUAGUGAGUACAGUUACUCAAAUAUAUAUGAGCGAAUUUACAGUACGUAAGUUUCAAAUUUACUUAAUGUAUGAGUAAAGAUUUUAUAAAUUUGAAUAAUUGUACUCAAUACUUUGAGUCAUUAUGGGUGCAUUAUUUUACUCAAGUCUCUUUAUUUGCAGUGUUUUAAAUUAAAUUGUAAAUACAAUAAAUUAAUACAGUAUAUUAUAAGUUUGCAAAGUAAGCUCUUCCUAUACAAGGAAAAAUAGGUAAGCUGUAUGAAAUGGACACCAAGUUAUUUAUAAAAUGGCGUGCAAGCCUUACAUGAAGAGCACAGAAAAAUAAUGUUGAACGAUCUGUGGCAGUGUCGCGCCGCCCGUAACCCAGGAGGGCCUGUUCGCAGGCUAUGGCAGUGUAGGUAUUGCCAAUAUUAAUAAGAAAACGUCGGAUUGAUAGGGAUGCAACUGCCCGAAAAAUUGGAGAAAUUCUGCUGGUAUUUUUCAGGUAGUUUUAUACUAUUUUAUCCUUCAAUCCGACGUUUCCAUAUACAAAUGCUCGAUACUGUUUUUACUAGGAUGAAUGGACCAUUCCCCAAUUAACCAAAAUUUUGAACUCAACAAGUCUAGACAAAAAUUUCAUCACAGCUUGAAAGAGCAUCACAAAAUUAGUAAUAUUCCAAAGUUUCGUUGCAAAAUGUUGUAAAAUGCGGAUAAUAUAGCCUUGCGAAGUUUGCAAUUUUCAGUCAUUUUAGAUUACAAACGGGAAAUGGUUACCACUUCUGUGCGUAAUACAAAAUGACUGAAAAUUACAAACUUCGCAAGCCUAUAUUAUCCGCAUUUUACAACAUUUUACAACGAAACUUUGGAAUAUUACUAAUUUUGUGAUGCUCUUUCAAGCUGCGAUGACAUUUUUGUUUAGGCUAGUUAAGAUCAAAAUUUUGGAAAAGUGGUAACCAUUUCCCGUUUGUAAUCUAAAAUGACUGAAAAUUGCAAAUUUCGCAAGGCUAUAUUAUCCGCAUUUUACAACAUUUCGCAACGAAACUUUGGAAUAUGACUAAUUUUGUGAUGCUCUUUCAUGCUAUGAUGGAAUUUUGUCUAGAUUUGUUUAGAUAAAAAUUUUGGUUAAUUGGGGAAUGGUCCAUAGGGGACGGAUAAUUUACAAUUUUUAUCAUGCAUAAUGGGUGCUCCUGCAUAAAACGGUUAUAUGAAGAUGAAAGUAAACAAACGAGUAAGAUAUAAUGUCAAUACAUUUUAUUAAUUUAAUCUUCAGUUUACCGCUGGUGGUUUUACACAAAAUUGAAAAGCCACUGUAUAAAAUAUAAGAUAGUUAAUUCGUCUCUUGUUCCAAAAUAUUACUCUUAAAUUCAUAAUUACAGAUUACAGUAAUAGGUAUCCAUUAUUCUUCGUGAAGCUGCUCAUUUAUGAGCAUUGAAUGUCAACGUUCUUUACUCUUCAGUGGUUUCUGUCAUUUCCUCGAUUUCUUCAUCACGUUGAACUUUGAUAUCUUUAUCCUCAAUCGCCGUGGGCUUUCUCUCCGCCUCUAUUUUGAGCACGCCAUCUUGGUUCAACCUACUAACAAGUGUACUGCCAUCCACUUCACUUGGCAGAGUAAAAUACUGCUUAAAAUGUCGACACGUGUGGACACCAUCUUUCUCAGUUUUAUUCUCAGCACUGACAAGCAAACCAUUGCCUUGCAAUUUAACAUUCACUUCAUCAGACUUGUAGCUGCCAAGGUUUAUUUCCAGGGACAACUUCUUAUCAUCUUCGCCUUCUUUGGAUUGUUGUUUUACACCUUCAAUCUGCAGAACACCACUUUCGAUUCUGGACUUCACCGACUGUGGGUCGACAUUUUCUGGUAUGUUGUCAGCACGAUGAAAUUCAGACGUUUCGUACCCGUGUUCUGUUUCUUUCCGUUGUUUUCCACUUACAAUAACUUUCCCAUUUUCGACUUUACAAUCCAACUCGUCCGGUUUGUAUUUCUUGACAUCCAAUCCAGCCACUUUUAUACGGUCGCUAUUUUGGUUUUCCCAACAUGACUGUUUAGCUGGGUUGUUCUCUACUGGUCUUAAGCAGAGAUAUCUUGGAUAGUGAUAUCCUUCUGGUUGGAAAGCCAUGCCAAGCAUUUCAUCAAUUACGUCUGAUGGUCGUAAAGUUCUGCUGAGAGGUCGGGGACAAAAUCACAAAAACACUCGUUGUUUGACUCUUGUUUCAGUAAGAUGGUGGAAAGAAAAUCUCUAUUUAUUUGCCACCGAAUACAAGACUACUGGAUAUACAGAAAAAUUCUAACAGUUGACUACCAUCUGUUCCCACCUAUAGCUUUAAAAUAAAGAAACACAAAGUUUUCCACGAGAAAUAAUGGUUCAAUUUGGAAACUUACCUGCAACAGUUAUGCACUGGUAUACUUAAGAGACUUAAGGUUACAGGACACCUUUUUUGGCGUUUUGCGGAAAAUCGCUACUGCGCGCUCAAUAUCAGUCCGAUUUUCAUCAAAUUUUCACCAAAUGUUCUCCAGUGCAUGCAAAAUAUGGUAAAGUUGUAAAAUUAACAAACAAUAAAAUAAUGUAAGAAUUAUUCAGGAAAAUCUUAAAUCGCGGUACCGUUACGCUUUUGAGUUAUGUUCCUGCUGGUUUUAAGUUAUAUUUAUGAAAAUAUAAUUUUUAUACAGUAAAAUAGUUGUUCUAAAAAAUCGUGUUCGGAAAUUUUUGUUUAUUUCGUCAUUCCGCUGAUAUGGCGAUUUCUUUGACGACUGCAAUAUAUUUCUGAAUUGUUUUAGUAAAUUGCUCUUUAUUUUUAAAAUAUUCAAAAUUAAAAAAAAGCCGAACACGAUUUUGAAACUGACGUCUUUAGCUAUGCCCUGUGAAAAUUUGAGAAAAAUUGGUUAAAACCCGCGGGAGCAUAACUCGUUUGAAAAUCAGUAAUUACCGUAAAAUUUUUCGGGAGAAAAUUGAAUUUGAAUAUUACAUUUUCAAUGUUUUUCUUAUUGCAGCGAAAUGUAUUUUAUUAAAUAACUCUGCGAGUUUUCAACAUUUUCCGUUCAAACUUGGUCAGAUAGUAGAACUAGUCUAAUGCUUUCAUGGAAACCAAUAAAAAAAUUUUAGGCAAAAUUAACACUCAAAGGUGUUCUGUAACCUUAAGAAUGCCAUGUCCAAUUUGUAUUUAUAAGAAUCUUUUCCAAACACUUCUUUCUUCCAAGUUUACUUGCUCCGUUGCGAUUUUCUUGAAAUCUUGCCCUAGGCUUGGGAUUGAAGGAUUAUAUACUCCCUACUUCAUUCUAUUUUUAGUAUCUUACCUAAUUUCCAUACCAGUGAUGUAAUAUUCUAUAUUUAGU